Messenger RNA from Helianthus annuus (common sunflower), 1608 nucleotides. Its product is annotated as valine N-monooxygenase 1. The transcript is spliced from 2 exons. The coding region runs from base 49 to 1608 and encodes 519 amino acids. Gene Ontology annotation, molecular function: monooxygenase activity; iron ion binding; oxidoreductase activity, acting on paired donors, with incorporation or reduction of molecular oxygen. The record is from RefSeq and is a predicted model, not a curated record. NCBI's taxonomy places the organism in Eukaryota, Viridiplantae, Streptophyta, Magnoliopsida, Asterales, Asteraceae.
AACGUGUGCCAAAAUUUUCCAUCAAACACAUUUCAAUAUCCAUCAACAAUGAUUAUUCAAUCUUCUAUAAUCGGUGGCAUCAUCAUAAUCCUCUUUAUCAAGCUUAUUAAAAAGAAAACUUCAAGUAGUCCGUACCAGCUACCUCCUGGUCCAACUCCUCUUCCAUUCAUUGGUUGCAUAAUCCAAAUGCUUCAAAAUAAGCCAACCUUUCGAUGGAUCCAUAAGCUCAUUGAUGACUACAACUCUCCAAUCAUAAGCAUUCGGCUCGGUCAAGCAACGCAUGUCAUCGUCGUGUCUUCCCCGAUCAUAGCACGGGAGUUUCUAAAAACACAAGAUGAAAUCUUUUCUUCAAGGCCUGAUAGCUUAUCAGGUUAUUUGAUAAGUGAUGGCUAUCGUUCAACCAUCAUGUCCCCUUUGGGAGACCAAUGGAGAAUGAUGAGGAAAAUCCUGAACCAAGAUAUCCUCUCAUUGCCAAUACACAAGUGGCUCCAACCCAAACGAGACGAAGAAGCAAACCACUUGCUUUCUUACAUGAUUAGUCAAAUAGAGAACCAAAAUUCCCCGAAUGGAGGCGGACUAAUAAACAUUCGAAUUGCAAGCCAACACUUUUGUGGAAACCUAAUCCGAAAUAUGGUUUUCGGGACAAGAUUCUUUGGGGAAGGAAUGGCUGACGGAGGGCCAGGUGGUGAAGAAACUGAACAUGUCUCAGCCCUUUUCAUAAUCCUAAAUUAUCUUAAUGCUUUUUGCAUCUCUGAUUAUUUCCCAUUGUUGAGAUGGAAGACAGAUUUUGAUGGCCAUGAAAAGAUCAUAAGGACCGCCAUUGAAAGGGUUCGAAAAUAUCAUGAUCCAUUGGUUGAUGAAAGGAUUAAAUUGUGGAAUGACGGGGCUCGAAAGCAAGAAGAGGAUGUACUUGAUAUCCUAAUCAAACAUAAAGAACCAAAGCUCUCACCAGAGGAGAUUAAAGCCCAAAUUAUUGAACUAAUGAUUGCAACAAUCGAUAAUCCCUCAAAUGCAGUAGAAUGGGUGAUGGCAGAGAUGAUUAGUGAACCUACCAUUCUAAAACGAGCUGUUGAGGAGUUAGACAAGGUGGUCGGUUGUAACCGCCUUGUUAAGGAGUCAGACUUACCCCAACUAAACUAUAUAAAAGCAUGCAUCAAGGAGUCUUUUAGGUUGCACCCUUUUGCACCUUUCAAUGUUCCCCAUGUUUCAGUAAAGGAUACUGUUGUCGCUGGUUACUUUAUACCCAAAGGUAGUCAUGUGUUGCUUAGUAGACUCGGUUUGGGAAGGAAUCCUAAUGUGUGGAAAGAUCCGAUGCGGUUUGAUCCGGACAGACAUCUAGGUGAGGAAGGAAAACAAGUGGUUCUUACUGAUAAUGAACUAAGGAUGCUUUCGUUUAGCACUGGAAAACGUGGUUGUCCAGGAGUGAUUUUGGGUUCAACCAUUACUAUAAUGUUAUUAGCCCGAAUGAUUCAAGGGUUUGCUUGGGAGAAGCCGUAUAAUGAGUCAGAAAUUAAACUUGUUGAAAAUCAUCAUGAUCUUCACAUGGCUAAGUCACUUGUAGCCCUUGCUAAGCCACGACUACCUUGGUAUCUUUACCCAAAAAUCUAA